Paramecium pentaurelia is the source of this 5025-nucleotide messenger RNA. NCBI's taxonomy places the organism in Eukaryota, Ciliophora, Oligohymenophorea, Peniculida, Parameciidae. The record is from the annotation of a GenBank genome assembly.
UAAUGCUUGCUGGAUUGACAAAUGAUGACAGCUCUGUUGGCAUUUGUGCUACUAGACCUGAAGAUUAUGAUUUUUAUGCCAUCUACUUGUAAUAAUUAAUUAGAGACUACCAUUAAAUAUAAGGAGACACAAAACAAGAGUAUGAUUGGAAUAUUCUAAUUGAUGAAUCUGUUUUAACUAAAAUCAAUCCAACUUUAGAAAAAGUGUCAAUGAGAGCCAGAGUUGCAAGAAAUGUUAAAGGAUUUAUUAAGAAUUAUUUCUAUUGUCUAAGGUAAUGAUAUAGGAAAGGUUGAUAAGUCAUUACAUGAUUUAUUAACAGGAAUUGAAAAAAGUGGAUUAGAAUUUGCAAAGCAUCCAGUAUAUGGAGUAAUAAAAACAUGUCCUACUAACAUGGGAACAGGAAAGAGACAAUCAAUUCUUGGAAAAUUCCCAAAUAUUACUAAUUAAGGAACAGAUGAAAAAAAAUUGAAAGAGAUUGCCAAAUAAUUUGGACUUUAAGCAAGAGGAUGUAGAGGUGAACAUUCUGCAAUGGAUAAGGAAGGAAGGAACGGCUGAUAUUUCUCCAUCUGCCAGAAUUUGGAGUUACAGAAGCAAGAGUUACCAAGAGACUGUGUGAAGGUUUGAUUAAAUUAUAUGAGAUUAAGGCAUAAGCAGGAAAAGAAUGAUAAAAAUGAGUUUAUAAAUAAACAUUUAAAAAAUUCAAUAUAUUUUCUAAUUAAUCAGUAAACAUAAAAAAAGUUUUAGGCUAUUUAAUAAUAAUUUUUUUUUGCCAUUAAUGGAUAAAUAAUAAAUAGAAGAAAGAUGGUUAAUAUGUGCUGAUCCAGACAGCUGCUAGAUUUAUACUUUGAAUAUAAAUACAAAUGAAUUCAAAAUUGAAUAUGAAGUUGAUUAAGAAUAUAGAUAAAAAGCUAUUCAAGCUAUUUAAUAAAUUGAAUAAAUGCUUAAAUUGAAAUCAGGUGAGAUAAUAAAUCCUAUAUAGGUACUUGGCGUAUGGCAUCUAAAUAAAUUGAAUAAUACCGAAGAAGAAAAAUUCCAUCAUACUUAUUACAUAAAUAAUCCUCCUCUAUUCCAACUUAUCUUUGUUAAUCAACAUUAAGUUAAGCCUUUGUUAAAGUUAAUUCAAUCAAACUCUAAGUGAAAUUGAAUCAAUACAAAGAAUUAUUUGUAAAUAUGUCACCUGAAGUUCAAUUAUUAGAAAAACCUAAUAUUGUUGAAAUUGAAGCAGGAUUAGUGACUGGUGCUGAUGAAGUAAUAAAAAAUGUUUUAAGAGAAAUCUAUUAAAGAUUUAAAGUGAAGUUAAAACCAAAAGAUGAAAAAAACUAAUUUAUUUUACAAAUUGCUGGAUUUAAGGAAUUUUUAACAGGCAAUCAUCCUAUGUUAUCUUAUGAUAGAGUUAGAGUAUAAUUAAGAGGAAUGAAGCAUUUGGAAGUUAUUCUUACAGAAGUUCCAAAAUAAACUGAUUAAUCCUCAUUAUUUCCUCCUAUUAUUCAAAGAAUAAAAGGUGCUGAUUAAUAUUCUCCAAUUGAAUGGAAGAAAUUUAAAGAUGUUCCUAUUUUAUUAUGGUAUGCUCCUUCUCCAUUACCAAAAUAUGAAGUUGAAGUAAUCAACACUAGAUUAUCUUUUGGAAUAGGACCUAAUUAUUAAUUGAAAUCAGAUAAACCUAGAGGCUCUAGUCAAGAAAAUAUUUCAAAUUUAGAAUGCAGUGAAAAGAUUAAAAGAUAAUCUGUUGGAGAUAACCCAUAAAAAUAAUCCUUUUAAGAAUAAGGAAAUAAAAAAGGUGUUGGAUAUAUUAAUGAUUUGGUUUCAAUGAGAAAUGAAUUAUUUAGAUAAAAUAUUUUGUAAAUUGAUCAAAAUAUUCUUUACUCUGGAGAAUGUGACUGGCCUUUUAGUGUCAGAAUUUGUUCAAUUGAAAAUCUUGUUUAAGUACUUGAAUAGGAUAAUAAAUUUGAAAAACCUUAAUUAAGGGCAACCUACAAUGGAUUAAUACCUCCACAAUAUAUUACAAAAAAAACUAGUACAAAAGUUGAAGAUGAUAAUCAUAAAACCAAAAAUAAUAAAUCAGAAGAUAGAGAAUAAAAUAAAGGUAGACAGGUUCAUCUAAAAUUGCAUAAAAGAACUGGAAGAGUUUUAGAUCCUAGAAAUCUUGAUAUACGUAAAUAAAUUCCAUUUGGAGGAUAAGAUUUUUUGGACGAAUUAGAGACUUUUUAAGAAAGAUAUGAACUAGACUUUUUACCAUUUUUAAUAUCAGUUUAAGUUUGUUUAUAUCAUGGUUGUAAACUAUUGACACCAUGGUGUUAAGCUGAAACAAAGAAAUAGCCAUUCAGUCACUCUCCUAAAUUUUAUUAAUCGGUUACUUUUCCUGGAAUAAAGAUCUCAUAAUUACCUUAAGAAGCAAGACUUUGCUUCAAUAUAAUAGCACACAGCGCCAUAGGAUAACAAUAAAUUAUAGGCUGCACUACUAUGUAUAUUUUUUCUGAGGAGAAGAGAUUUCGAGUUCACAUGAAUUAAUUGAAUAUAUGGCCUUUUUAUAAAAUUGAUCCCAGAUUACUUUGUGUAGGUCAAUAUUAUGGCUGGGCUAAUUAAUAAUAAACAUAAAUUACUACAGAUUUAAUUACAAAUUCUUAUGGAAGAUUAAUAAUAUAAUUAGAUCAAUUCAAUUUACCAAUGAAAUGGAGUUUAAGAGAUGAAAAAUAGUUGGAAGAACUUGGAUUCUCGAAAUCAGCAAGAAGCUAGAGAUACUAUGAAAUGAGAAAUACACUUAUCCCUAAUUCUGAUUAUUCGACAUAUUAAUAAAUGUAAUCCUCUACAUUGGCUUCUGAAUAGUUUGGAACCCUAUAUCAAAGUAAUUAUUCAACGACAGCAAACUCAUUUAGUUCUGCAAACAGUUUAAGUGGUGGGUCCCACAUCUUUAGUAAAAAAUAAAGAGGAGUAGUAGCAGGAAAUUCUCUUUAUGCAACAACUAAUAUUCAUUAAAGAUAACAUACAAACCCUUAUGAGCAAUAUUCCUAAGUUGGGUUUACAUCCUAAGAGUAGGGAACAAUUCUGAGAUUUGGAGAGUUUAAUGAGAGGAAUACUCACAUUGCUCCUUCAGUAAUGCAUAUGGGACAAGGAAGUUCUUUCAAUAUUCAUGAAUAAUCAAGUUCUUAAUUUAGCUCAUACAAAUUGAGCCAUUAAUUUUCAUCCUAAAAUAUAUCAUAAAAUCAACCAGUGAGUGAGAGUUACAAUUAAAUAGUAACAUUUAAAAAUUGGUCAACUACUCCGAGGACUGAAGAUUUGGCUAUUUUAUAAGCCUUACUAAAAUAUAAUCCUUUAAAUAGACCAUAUUUUACUGACUAACAUAAGUACAUUCUAAUGAUUUGUAGAAAUCAUUACAAAACUUUACCAUAUGCUCUUUAAAUAUUUUUAAUGGCUAUAGAAUGGGAUGAUCCUGAAUAAGUAAGGGAAGCACAUAAUAUGAUAAAGUUAUGGACUCCUUUACCUCCAGAAGAUGCACUUCCAUUAUUAGAUGCUCCAUUUGCUGAUGAAACUGUUCGAUUGUAUGCUGUUGAAAGAGUUAGUAUAUUGUCUGAUGAUGAACUGUAAUUAUAUAUGUUAGAAUUAACUCAAUGCUUGAUGUUUGAGAAACAUCUUUUCAAUCCAUUAGCCGAGAUGUUGCUAGAAAGAAGUCUAUAAAAUCCUUGGGUUGUGGGUCAUGAAUUAUUUUGGUUGCUUAAAGCCUAAUUACAUGUUAGACCAUCGUAUGAAAGAUAUUCUCUUUUAUUAGAAUAAUUACUUAUGCUUUGUGGAGAAUUCAGAUAAUAAUUAAUGAAUGAAGUUCUAGUUGAUAAUGAGCUUUACAAUAUUGCAUAAAAAGUUAAAGAAGAAAAUAUACCAAAAGAUAAUAGAGUUUCAUUUUUAUAAGCUGAACUGCAUUAACUUUUUCCUAAACUACCAAAGCCUUUCUCAUUUGCUUUAGAUUCAAGAAUGGAAGCUUAAUAAUUUAAAAUGAGUGAAUGUAAGGUUAUGGAUUCAAAAAAAAUGCCUUUAUGGCUAUCAGUAAUUCCCCAAUGUAUAGAAGAAGAUGAGGAUUUAUAGAUUUCUCAACCUUAAAAGAUUGUGAAAGCAAGUGAAGAAGGUGUUAUAUAAAUUAACAUUAUGCCUGAUGAUGUUAAAUAAAAAGAACACGCAAAUGAUUAAUAAAAUAUAGAUUCAAAAUAAUCAACACUUCUAAAAAUAAUGUUUAAAACAGGGGACGAUAUAAGGUAAGAUAUGUUGACGUUACAGUUAAUUAAAAUUAUGGAUAAAAUUUGGUUAGAUGCAGGUUUAGAUUUUAGAAUGAAGCCUUAUAAAACUAUUUCAACAUAAGACAAUGUUGGUAUGAUAGAAGUUGUCACUAAUAGUUUAACAAUUGAAAAAAUUCAUGGAGAUGCAGGUGUGAUGGGUGCAUUUUAAUAGAAAACUAUAUGGAAUCAUUUAAAAACAAAAAAUACUGAACCUUAAUCUUUUGAAACAGCAACUGAUAAUUUUUUACGUUCUUGUGCUGGUUAUUGUGUUGCAACUUAUGUAUUAGGAAUUGGAGAUCGACAUUCAGGUAACAUAAUGAUUACUGAUACAGGCCAUUUAUUUCAUAUUGAUUUUGGUCAUUUUUUAGGUAAUUUUAAAUAAAAAUUUGGAAUAAAGAGAGAAAGAACUAAAUUUGUUUUGACAGAAGAAGUAAAAUAUAUUAUAUGAUUAUAGAUGGCUUUUGUAAUGGGAGGAAGAGAUGGAGAUCUUUUCAAAAAGUUUCAGCAAGAUUGCACGAAUGCAUACAAUUUAGUUAGAAAACAUGGACAUUUUUUAAUAAAUAUCUUUUUAAUGAAUCUUUCUGCAGGAAUGCCAGAGUUAUAAUAGGCAUCAAAUGUUAAAUAUAUUGAAGAUUAAUUGGCUUUGAAUAUUUCAGAUUAAGAAGCAACUGCUAAAUUUAAAUAAGAGAUUAUUAUCUCUUUAAAUGAUACUUGGAGAUAGAUUGAUAAUUGGUUUCACUACAUUAAAAGAAGAGGUGGAUGA